GGCCCCUCUCACGGUGCCAAGAUGGCGGCGGCGGCGGGCGGCGGUAGUUGCCCCGGGCCUGGCUCCGCGCGAGGCCGCUUCCCAGGCCGGCCGCGAGGCUCCGGCGGGGGCGGGGGCCGCGGCGGACGGGGCAGCGGGGCCGAGAGAGUGCGGGUAGCUCUGCGGCGCGGCGGCAGCGCGGCGGGGCCGGGUGGAGCCGAGCCCGGGGAGGACACGGCCCUGCUCCGUUUGCUGGGGCUCCGCCGGGGCCUGCGCCGUCUCCGCCGCCUGUGGGCCGGCCCGCGCGUUCAGCGGGGCCGGGGCCGGGGCCGGGGCCGGGGCUGGGGCCCCUGCCGGGGCUCCGUGCCACAGGAAGAGAGCAGUGACGGGGAAUCCGACGAUGAGGAGUUUCAGGGUUUUCAUUCAGAUGAAGAUGUGGCCCCCAGUUCCCUGCGCUCUGCGCUCCGAUCCCAGCGAGGUCGAGCCCCCCGAGGUCGGGGCCGCAAGCAUAAGACGACCCCCAUUCCACCUCCUCGCCUAGCAGAUGUGGCUCCUACCCCCUCAAAGACUCCUGCCCGGAAACGGGGUGAGGAGGGCACAGAACGGAUGGUGCAGGCACUAACAGAACUUCUCCGGCGGGCCCAGGCACCCCCAGCCCCCCGGAGCCGAGCAUGUGAACCCUCUACCCCCCGUCGGUCUCGGGGACGGCCCCCGGGAAGGCCAGCAGGCCCCUGCAGGAAGAAGCAACAAGCAAUAGUGGUGGCAGAAGCAGCUGUGACAAUCCCCAAAUCCGAGCCCCCACCUCCUGUGGUUCCAGUAAAACAUCGAACUGGCAGCUGGAAGUGCAAGGAGGGGCCUGGCCCAGGACCUGGGACUCCCAAGCGUGGAGGACAGUCUGGGCGAGGAGGCCGUGGAGGCAGAGGCCGAGGCCGCGGCGGUCUUCCCAUCAUGAUCAAGUUUGUUUCAAAGGCCAAAAGAGUGAAGAUGGAACAGUUGUCCUUGGGAUUUGAAUCAGGUCAGGGUCAAGAGCAACAUGAGGAAAGCUGGCAGGAUGCUUCCCAAGGAAGAGUUGGAUCUGGACAGGGAGAGGGCCCCUGCUGGAGGAAGGAACAGAAGCUGGAGGAAGAGGGAGAGGAGGAAGAGGAAGAAGAGAAAGACAAGGAGGAGGAGGAUGAAGAGAAGCAAGAGAAAGCUGUAGCCAAGGAAGAGACAAUGCUAGCUGAGGAAAAGCAAGAGACAAAGCUGCCAUCCCCACCCCUGACUCCUCCAGGCCCUCCACCCCCUCUGACCCCUUCACCUCCCCCACCCCCCUCAACAUCUCCUCCACCCCCACUCUGCCCUCCACCACCUCCAGUGUCCCCUCUGCCCCUACCAUCUCCUCCACCCCCUCCUGCUCCAGAGGAGCAGGAAGAAUCCCUUCCUCCCGUGGUCCCAGCUACAUGCUCCAGGAAGAGGGGCCGGCCUCCCCUGACUCCCAGCCAGCGGGCAGAGCGGGAAGCUGCUCGGGCAGUGCCAGAGGGCACCUCUCCUCCCACUCCAACCCCCAGCACCACCAUGGGUGGUCCUCUGGAAGACAGCCCCACUAUGGUCCCCAAAAGCACCACCUUUCUGAAGAAUAUCCGGCAGUUUAUUAUGCCUGUGGUGAGUGCCCGCUCCUCCCGUGUCAUCAAGACCCCCCGGCGAUUUAUGGAUGAAGACACCCCCAAGCCCCCAAAGGUAGAGGUCUCACCUAUUCUGCGGCCUCCUGUUGCCACCUCCCCACUUGCUCCUCAGGAACCAGCACCAGCCCCUUCUCCGCCACGUGCCCCAACCCCUCCUUCUACCCCAAUUCCACUCCCUGAGAAGAGACGAUCUAUCCUAAGGGAACCCACGUUUCGCUGGACCUCACUGACACGGGAACUGCCCCCUCCUCCGCCUGCCCCUCCGCCAGCCCCACCCCCACCCCCUAUCCCUGUCACUCCAUCCCGGAGGCCUCUGCUCCUUCGGGCCCCACAGUUUACCCCAAGUGAGGCCCACCUGAAGAUCUACGAAUCGGUGCUUACUACUCCUCCUCUCGGGGCUCCUGAAGCCCCUGAGCCAGAGCCGCCUCCCACCGAUGACUCUCCAGCUGAGCCUGAGCCACGGGCAGCAGGCCGCACCAACCACCUCAGCCUGCCUCGAUUUGCCCCCGUGGUCGUCACUCCUGUUAAGGCUGAGGUGCCCCCUCCUGGGGCCCCAGCCCCAAACAGUGGGCAGCAGCAGCCUCAGGCUCAGCUUCAGCAGCCCCUGCAAGCCUUACACACCCAGCCGCUACCCCAGGCACUGCCGCCACAGCAGCCACAGUCGCCACCCCAGGAAAGGGCCCGGAUCACAAGCCUGGGCUCCUUGCCACUGUCUGGUGUGGAAGAGAAGAUGUUCAGCCUUCUCAAGAGAGCCAAGGUGCAGCUGUUCAAGAUUGACCAGCAGCAGCAGCAGAAGGUGGCGUCCACCAUGCCGCCCAGCCCUGGGGGGCAAAUGGAGGAGGUCGUGGGGGCUGUCAAGCAGAUCCCAGAUAGAGGUUCUGUCAGGUCUGAAGAUGAGUCGAUGGAAACGAAGAGAGAGAGACCGUCGGGCCCCGAGUCCCCUGUGCAAGGCCCCCGCAUCAAACAUGUCUGCCGCCAUGCUGCUGUGGCCCUGGGUCAGGCCCGAGCCAUGGUGCCUGAAGAUGUCCCCCGCCUCAGUGCUCUCCCGCUUCGGGAUCGGCAGGAUCUCGCCACGGAGGAUACGUCAUCAGCAUCUGAGACUGAGAGUGUCCCGUCACAGUCCCAGCAGGGAAAGGUGGAGUCCUCAGGGCCUGGGGGAGACUCAGAGCCUGCUGGGUCUGGAGGGUCCCUGGCACAUACACCCCGGCGCUCCAUGCCUUCCCAUCAUGGCAAGAAGAUGCGGAUGGCACGGUGUGGACACUGUCGGGGCUGCCUGCGUGUGCAGGACUGUGGGUCCUGUGUCAACUGUCUGGACAAGCCCAAGUUUGGGGGCCCCAACACCAAGAAGCAGUGCUGUGUAUACCGGAAGUGCGACAAGAUAGAGGCUCGGAAGAUGGAACGGCUGGCUAAAAAAGGCCGGACGAUAGUGAAGACGCUGUUGCCCUGGGAUUCCGAUGAAUCUCCUGAGGCCUCCCCUGGUCCUCCAGGCCCACGCCGGGGGGCGGGAGCUGGGGGGCCCCGGGAGGAGGUGGUGGCCUCCCCAGGGACCGAGGAGCAGGACUCCCUCCUGCAGCGCAAGUCAGCCCGGCGCUGCGUCAAACAGCGACCCUCCUAUGAUAUCUUCGAGGACUCGGAUGACUCAGAGCCUGGGGGUCCUCCUGCUCCCCGGCGUCGGAACCCCCGAGAGAAUGAGCUGCCAAUGCUAGAACCUGAGGAGCAGAGCCGGCCCCGCAAACCCACCCUGCAGCCUGUGUUGCAGCUCAAGGCCCGAAGGCGCCCAGACAAGGAUGCUUUGGCCCCUGGUCCCUAUGCUUCUUUUCCCAAUGGCUGGACUGGAAAACAGAAGUCCCCCGAUGGUGUGCACCGGGUCCGUGUGGAUUUUAAGGAGGAUUGUGAUCUGGAGAACGUGUGGCUGAUGGGUGGCCUGAGUGUGCUCACCUCUGUGCCAGGCGGGCCGCCGAUGGUGUGCUUACUGUGUGCCAGCAAAGGCCUGCAUGAGCUGGUGUUCUGCCAAGUCUGCUGUGACCCUUUCCACCCAUUCUGCCUGGAAGAGGCUGAGCGGCCCCUGCCCCAACAUCAUGACACCUGGUGCUGCCGCCGUUGCAAGUUCUGCCAUGUCUGUGGGCGCAAGGGCCGGGGAUCUAAGCACCUCCUGGAGUGUGAGCGCUGCCGCCAUGCUUAUCACCCAGCCUGCCUGGGGCCCAGCUACCCAACCCGGGCCACACGCAAACGGCGCCACUGGAUCUGCUCAGCCUGCGUGCGCUGUAAAAGCUGUGGGGCGACUCCAGGCAAGAACUGGGACGUCGAGUGGUCUGGAGAUUACAGCCUCUGCCCCAGGUGCACCCAGCUCUAUGAGAAAGGAAACUACUGCCCAAUCUGCACACGCUGCUACGAAGAUAACGACUAUGAGAGCAAGAUGAUGCAGUGCGCACAGUGUGACCACUGGGUGCAUGCCAAGUGCGAGGGACUCUCAGAUGAAGAUUAUGAGAUCCUUUCAGGGCUACCAGACUCGGUGCUGUACACCUGUGGACCGUGUGCUGGGGCCACGCACCCCCGCUGGCGAGAGGCCCUGAGUGGAGCCCUGCAGGAGGGGCUGCGCCGGGUGCUCCAGGGCCUGCUGAGCUCCAAGGUGGCAGGCCCACUGCUGCUGUGCACCCAGUGUGGGCAGGAUGGAAAGCAGCUGCACCCAGGGCCCUGUGAUCUGCAAGUUGUGAGUCAGCGCUUCGAGGAAGGCCACUACAAGUCAGUGCACAGCUUCAUGGAGGACGUGGUGGGCAUCCUGAUGAGGCACUCGGAAGGAGAGACCCCAGAGCGCCGGGCUGGAGGCCAGAUGAAGGGGCUCCUACUGAAGCUGCUAGAGUCUGCGUUCGGCUGGUUCGACGCCCACGACCCCAAGUACUGGCGACGGAGUACCCGGCUGCCAAAACAUGUCAGAUGCUGGCCCUGCCUGUCCACAGCGGAGUCCUUCCCAAUGCCGUGUUGCCCCCAUCCUUGGACCAUGUCUACGCUCAGUGGAGGCAGCAGGAACCAGAGACCCCAGAAUCAGGGCAGCCUCCAGGGGACCCUUCAGCAGCUCUCCAGGGCAAGGAUCCAGCUGCUUUCUCACACCUGGAGGACCCCCGUCAGUGUGCACUUUGCCUCAAAUAUGGGGAUGCAGACUCUAAGGAGGCAGGGCGGCUCCUGUACAUCGGGCAGAAUGAAUGGACACACGUCAACUGUGCCAUUUGGUCAGCUGAAGUGUUUGAAGAAAAUGAUGGCUCCCUCAAGAAUGUGCACGCUGCUGUGGCUCGAGGGAGACAGAUGCCUCUUCCACCCGCAGCGCUGUGAGCUCUGCCUGAAGCCUGGAGCCACGGUGGGCUGCUGCCUCUCCUCCUGCCUCAGCAACUUCCACUUCAUGUGCGCCCGGGCCAGCUACUGCAUCUUCCAGGAUGACAAGAAAGUGUUCUGCCAGAAACACACAGACCUGCUGGACGGCAAGCAGCGCCAUUUGCCACCCAUCCCCCAGGAGAUCGUGACCCCGGAUGGGUUUGAUGUUCUCCGACGAGUCUAUGUGGACUUCGAAGGCAUCAACUUCAAGCGCAAGUUCUUGACAGGGCUCGAACCUGAUGCCAUCAAUGUGCUUAUCGGCUCCAUCCGAAUUGACUCCUUGGGUACCCUGUCUGAUCUCUCAGACUGUGAGGGACGGCUCUUCCCCAUUGGCUACCAAUGCUCCCGUCUCUACUGGAGCACGGUGGAUGCUCGGCGACGCUGCUGGUAUCGGUGCCGAAUUCUGGAGUAUCGGCCAUGGGGGCCAAGGGAAGCGCCGGUUCACCUGGAGGCAGCAGAAGAGAACCAGACCAUUGUGCACAGCCCCGCCCCUUCCUCAGUGCCCCCAGAUCAUGUGGACCCCCUACCAGAUACUGAUGCCCUUAUCCCUGGAGCUCCUGAGCACCACUCACCCAUUCAGAACCUGGACACCCCACUUCGAAUGGAUCCAAGCAGUGCCCCUCCUCCAGUCCCUCGCUCCUUCUUGGGGGCUCGUAUCAAAGUGCCCAACUACUCACCAUCCCGGAGGCCCUUAGGGGGUGUCUCCUUCGGACCUCUCCCCUCCCCUGGAAGUCCAUCUUCUCUGACCCACCACAUCCCUACAGUGGGAGAUCUGGACUUCCCAGCUCCCCCAAGACGCUCGCGUCGUCCCAGCCCUCUGGCCCCCAGGCUGCCACCAUCACGGCGGGCCUCUUCCCCUCUCAGAACCUCCCCUCAGCUCAGGGUGCCCCCUCCUACCUCAGUCGUUAGAGCCCUCACACCUACCUCAGGGGAGCUGGCUCCCCCUGGCCUGGCCCCGUCUCCUCCGCCACCCCCUGAAGAUUUGGGCCCAGACUUUGAGGACAUGGAGGUGGUGUCAGGACUGAGUGCUGCUGACCUGGACUUUGCGGCCAGCCUGCUGGGGACUGAGCCCUUCCAGGAAGAGAUUGUGGCUGCAGGGGCAGUGGGGAGCAGCCGCGGGGGCCCAGGAGACAGCUCUGAGGAGGAGGCCAGCCCCAGCCCCCGCUACAUGCACUUCCCUGUGACUGUGGUGUCUGGCCCUGCCCUGGCCCCCAGCGCCCUUCCUGGAGCCCCCCGCAUUGAACAGCUGGACGGAGUGGAUGAUGGCACAGACAGCGAGGCUGAGGCAGUCCAGCAGCCUCGGGGCCAGGGGACUCCUCCGUCAGGACCAGGAGUGGGCCGGGCUGGGGUCAUUGGGUCUGUAGGGGACAGGGCCCGACCUCCUGAGGACUUGCCAUCAGAAAUUGUGGAUUUUGUGUUGAAGAACCUAGGGGGAUCUGGGGAUGGGGGUGCUGGGCCCAGAGAGGAGCCACUCCCUCCAGCACCUCCCCUGGCCAAUGGCAACCAGCCCCACCAGGGCUUGCCCCCUAACCCAGCUGACCCUACCCGGACGUUUGCCUGGCUCCCUGGGGCCCCAGGAGUCCGGGUGUUGAGCCUGGGUCCUGCCCCUGAGCCCCCCAAACCUGCCACAUCCAAAAUCAUCCUUGUCAACAAAUUGGGGCAAGUGUUUGUGAAGAUGGCUGGAGAGGGUGAACCUGUCUCCCCCCCAGUGAAGCAGCCACCUCUGCCCCCUCCCAUCCCCCCAGCAGCCCCUGCUUCCUGGACUCUGCCCCCAGGACCGCUGCUGGGUGUACUGCCGGUGGUAGGGGUGGUCCGCCCUGCCCCCCCACCUGUUCCCCCUCCACUGACACUGGUAUUGAGCAGUGGGCCCCCCAGCCCGCCCCAUCAAGCCAUCCGCGUCAAGAGGGUGUCCACCUUCUCUGGCCGUUCCCCACCAGCGCCUCCCCCAAGCAAGACCCCCCGGCUGGAGGCAGACAGAGAGUCCUUGGAGGAUGCCUCUCAGGGGCUGGGGCUUAGUGGCAGCGGGUGUAGCCGAGUGAGGAUGAAAACCCCCACGGUGCGUGGAGUUCUCGACCUGGAUGAUCCUGGGGAGCCCACUGGGGAGGAAAGCCCAAGGCCCCUCCAGGACCGGUCCCCUCUGCUGUCAUUUCCAGAAAGUGAUCCUCCCCGAGCCCCUGAUGGUCCCCCUGACCUGCUGCUUGAGUCCCAGUGGCACCAUUACUCAGCUGCUGAGCAUGGAAGUGGAAUGAGGUAGACAGACUGUUUAACCGAAAAGUCUACUGAUGGGGCUCAGAGACGGCAUGAGGAAAAGGCAAUGACCAUGACAGACAGGUCCCUGCCCUCAGGGACCAUUCCACAAUGUAGUCGAGGAAACAGACACACGUUAGCAAGUGCACUGCAGCUGAGCACGAGCCCCAAGAGAAGGAAGGCAGCACGAGCGCCUGGGCGAGGCCCCUGGAACCAGCCUGUUAGCUUCAGGGAGCAGAAUGGAGGUGAGGAUGGGGAGAGGGCUAAGAGGAAGUGGUAGAAGUCAGAGGUGGACCUGGGGGCACUGAAGCCUCGAGAUUAUGUGGGCACAGAGCAAGAGUCAGGUUUGGAGUCUUGCUUGGGGAUGGGAGGGCAUAUGGGCGGGUUGGCCCAGACAAGUGCCAUGGGGAGAAAGCAUGGCCAUGUAAAUCCUGCCCCUCUCCUAAAGCAUGUUCCACUCAAACUUCUCUGUUCGCCCCAACUCCACCCAAACACAGCCUCUCCCCUCUCUUCACCUCUGAGUCAUGCUGCCUCAUUGUCCUGAUCUGUCAACUUACAAUUGUUCCAGGGCCGUGUCCUUGACUUCUCUAUCUACUUACCAGGUGCUCUCAUCUUGCUUCAUGGCUCUAACCCAUCUCUCUAUUCCAAUAGUCAGUUGCUAGCCAGGCUCCUGUAUCCUGCUGCCUGCUCACCAUCUCCACCAGCAAGUUGCAAGGGGGGCUUUUCUGAGAGGAAUCUCAGAUUCAACAUGUCCCAGACUGAGCUCUCCACCUUCACUCCUAACGUGUUCCUCCCCAAUCCUCACCAUCUCAGUCAGUGGCAGUUUUAACCUUCUAGUUGUUCAGGCCCUAAACCUCAGAGGUGUCUUUGAGCCCUCUCAUUCUCUCACAUCUACAUCUACAUCAACAAGUUGUAUCUCCUUUUCUUUAAAAUCUUUAACCCCUGAAAAUCCCUUAAAUAGCUCAUAAUGUGCAUGUACUUGAUUCUGUGUCUAUGGGCCUGUGUAAUAAUGUAUUUGUAAUAUUUACAGAAAUAUGCUACCUAUUAAAAAAAUACACAUGCAAAAUACAACUCCAGUAUUUUCACUUCUCCAUGCGAGACAGAGGAAUGAGGGGUAGAUGAGCAUCUAUGGCAGAGUUGGUUUGAGUGAACCAUAUGUGUAUCCUGCAGAACCACAAUACUUAAAGGUCCUGUGGAACUUCAUCCAGCAAAAUUGUGCUACAGAAAAGGGACCACAGGCCCUUUAAAAAAUACAAUGUCUAUCCUGUAGGAUUCACUGGGCAGUUAGAUCAGGAAGAGGGCCAUCAGACCCGGUAUCUGCUUGUGUCCAGGGAGGAAGAGAGGGUGAUGGGAACAGGGGGCUUUGAGUCCAAGAGGAGUGAUUCUCACCUACACUGACUGGCUCCUUGG
Messenger RNA from Manis pentadactyla (Chinese pangolin), 8663 nucleotides. It is a transcript of the gene KMT2B, whose product is annotated as lysine methyltransferase 2B. Gene Ontology annotation, cellular component: histone methyltransferase complex; nucleus. Lineage: Eukaryota; Metazoa; Chordata; Mammalia; Pholidota; Manidae. The transcript has 31 exons. The record is from RefSeq and is a predicted model, not a curated record. Gene Ontology annotation, molecular function: DNA binding; histone H3K4 methyltransferase activity; zinc ion binding. Gene Ontology annotation, biological process: positive regulation of DNA-templated transcription. The coding region runs from base 22 to 7260 and encodes 2412 amino acids.